This is a messenger RNA of Penicillium brevicompactum, 291 nucleotides long. RefSeq lists its product as uncharacterized. The coding region runs from base 1 to 291 and encodes 96 amino acids. The transcript has 2 exons. Lineage: Eukaryota; Fungi; Ascomycota; Eurotiomycetes; Eurotiales; Aspergillaceae. The record is from RefSeq and is a predicted model, not a curated record.
AUGACCCCGGGUGCAUGGACAACGGAUUUCAGAGAACUCGACUACGACGGUAUAUGGGCCGCGGAGAAUGGCUGGGGCCACCAACUUGCCCUCAAAUAUCAACUGGAGCCAUGCCGCCCUAUAAUGUGCUGCCCGGAUGAUGGAUUCGUUGUAUUUGAGGAUAGGAGGGGGCUUCGUGAGCUGACUUUCCCGACAACCAUGGAUGAAAUCAUUGAGGUCCUCGUGGAGAAAGGCUUGAACAAAGACUCAGUGAAGGUCAAGGACGUGCAUCCACCUGCAAAGAAGGUGUGA